Messenger RNA from Erigeron canadensis, 2816 nucleotides. RefSeq lists its product as uncharacterized. The coding region runs from base 395 to 2611 and encodes 738 amino acids. The transcript is spliced from 3 exons. Lineage: Eukaryota; Viridiplantae; Streptophyta; Magnoliopsida; Asterales; Asteraceae. The record is from RefSeq and is a predicted model, not a curated record.
ACAACCACCGAAUCUACCUUUACCAUAUAGUCAUCACACAAAAUCUCGCUCCACCCUUUACCAUCACCUUCAUUUGGGCCGAUCACUAUUGGUACCAAAUUCAAUAAAUUCUUGAACUCCAUUGUCACCAAAAUCGUCAAAUUGUUCACCAUUACAUUUUCAUAGGCAUCCACUUGAACUCCGCCAUGUUGGUACAUCCAAACAUUAAAUCACUAAUUUCAUCUGGAAAACCCCAAGCCCAUAUCUCAACUAAUUUCUUGGAUAUCAACUUGAUCAACCACACCAACUCCAUGUUGUUACAUCUGGGCAUCAAUUUCAUUCUCAAACCACGCCAACUCCAUGAUGAUGCCCCCAAUCAUCAACUUCAUCCUCCAACUCCAAGCCGAUAUCCUAGAUGGAGCUAAUUAAAGAUGAGAAACAGGUUUCAUAUGAUUUGAUAUAUGAUCGAAUACCUCCCUUAUCUUCAAAAUACCCAUGGUUUAUUGCUCAGAACCUUGACGCAAAGGAUGACGACGACCAGAUUUUUUACUCCAUACACAGCCCGUUGUCUACUCAAUACAGGUGUCGAAUCCCUGAACUAAUUGGGAGAGAAAUACAAGCAUGUUACCAUGGCUGGUUGAUUCUUUGUCGUUAUCCAGAUCAGGUCAUGUGGUCUCUUUGGAACCCGAUUACUUGUAGGUUGAUCAGUCUUCCGCCGUUGAAGGCUCAUGAGGAAGGUGAUGUGUAUGAAUGCUGUUUGUCGUCCCCUCCAGAUGAUCCAAGUUCGAUUUUUCUAUUAGCCGUAAUGAAAAAACCCAUCAUCUUUUUUUGUCGGUUAGACUGUAAAAGGAAGAAAUUAAGAUUGAGAUGGACCAGAAUGUCAUACGCUAAACAGCUCAAGAGCAUACACGUUACAGAUGAUUCCUCUGACGACGAUGAAUACCUGUAUUGUUUAACUUGUUGGAAUGACAAAGUAUACGGAUGCACUUUUCCUAAUGAUUCUUUUGUCAUACAGAUUGACAUUGUUGUCAAAGUCAAAGAGGUUGUGAUAAGUCUAGUGCCAAUUGUGAGAACUCCCAGUCCAUUUACAAGAUGCCCACAAUCAUAUGUUUAUAUGUUAGGCUGUUCUACAGAACUGUUUUUCAUUCAUAUAGGUUUUGAAGAUGUAACGGCACAAACUGUUAGUGAAGUGUUUCUGUUUACACUAGAUAUGACUAAUAUGAUGUGGGAGGAAAUUGAAGAUCUCAAAGGUGCUAUCUUGUUUUAUAAUGAGGACUCUGUAACGUAUAGGCCGGAAUUAGGGUCAGACUUUGGUGGUGGUUAUAUACAUUAUCCUAGCGAAAUGGGCCAAGUAAUAAACUCAUACAACGUCAGAAGUAGAACCAUCCUCUUAUCUCAUGUGCCUUUUCUUUUUCAAACAAGGAAAGGGUCACCGUGGACAGUAUUGUUCGAAUGCAGCCCGGAUGAUCAUCAACAAGGAGAGGACAUGAAUGAUGCAACAGCUGUAAGAUCAUCAGUAAGAGAGCCUAAGAUUGGUUUUUAUAGCACGACGGAUGAAAUACAACUACUCGGUAUUCCGUUUGAUCUUCUGGAAAGGAUUAUAAAACUUUGUGUUGGUGUGGACUACAUGAACUUUCGUGCUGCAAGCAGAUGCUGUCGCUUAGCAGCACCUCCAAUACAAUGGAGCCAAAAGGCAGAAGUAAGUAGAUUGCGGACGUAUUCAUUAGUUUCACCAUGGUUGACCGUGUUUGACAAGGAUCAAGGCAUUAUCACUUUUACAGAUUCCAUUUCUAGUGACAAGUACUUUAUAAAAACACCUACGGAAUUGAUUGGCGAUUUUCAAAUAUGUUGUUCGAGAUACGGUUGGUUGCUGAUGCUUAAAGAUGAUGGGCUGAUGGUGCUUUAUAACCCCUUCACAAGAGAUAUUCGCAAGCUUCCAGAAGCACCUUUUGAUUCAGUAGAAGACUAUUGUUUCUCAGCACCGCCUACUUCCCCAAUAUGUACUGUUGUGGGAUUUGAUCAACCAGAUGUAUGGGCAGUAUACCUUGUAAAUUCCGAAGAAGAAUGGUGUUAUUAUAAAGUUGACUUUGGCUGUUAUGAUCAAUGUCCUUUCCAUUUUCUGACGUUGUAUGGCCAGAAUAUGUAUGGCUUGAGUGACGAUGGAGGAAUCCAUGUCAUUAGAAAAUCGGUUGAAGAAUAUUUGGUUUGUUUUAGAGCUGAACCACCAAGAAGUACUUGUAAAAGUACUCAUGUUAUACGCUUCCUAGCCACAUGUGAUCAACAUCUUAUUCAGGUCGUGAUGGACGAGCUUGGAGAAUCCAUUGAGUUGUUCAAUCUGGACGUAUCAAAAAUGGAGUGGAUGAAGAUAGACAAUUUAGGAAAACACAUGAUUUAUGUUUGUGGUACAACAUGUCUUUGUGUUGAAGCGAGAAAGCCAGAAAUGGAAAACAAGGUAUACUUUCCAAGAUUACGUUCCAAGAAGAUUGUGUUCUAUUCACUUGAAACAUGCAGGUAUGACACAUUCAAUAAUGGUGAAAACAACAUUGAAGAAGAAAGUUUUUCAGAUUUCUUCCAAACUGAAUAUCAUACAUAUAGAAGCCCUCAUGCUUGGAUCGAACCACGUUGGUCCUAGCUGAUGUCGAUCACUUUUAGUAUCAUCAUCAAUCGUGUUGUGUUCAAGCCAUGCGCGCCUUGUCAUUUGCCCUCUCAUAGAAUUAGACCUCCGGCCUCAACAAUGAACUUAUAUUUUGCACUUAGUUUGUCUGUUUACUGUUUGGGUUGAUAAUGUAUGCUUAUUUAACUGCUUUUAUAUAUUAACAUUAAGAUUAAGAUUGUAA